AUGUCGCCCAAGUCGAGAGUUCUUUUUGUACUCCAAUUUCUCCGAUUCUUUAUAACCCGUAAAACUCUCGUCUCUAUCCACAGCUUCCUCUUUCCGAUUUUCGGACCCAUCGGAAAAAUCAUCGGAAUUAACAUGCCCAAUCAAUCCGAUGACCAAAACUCAAAUCCCCCACCACCACCCUUUGAUCGAGCUAAACCCUCCAAACCCAUCAGCACCCUUGAAGAACUUGACUCUGCUUCUUACAUCACUUCUUUUCACUACCCUUUCGAUAAAUCCACCGUUCCUCUCCGGCUGCCUGAUUCAGCUUUGCCUCCAAGGCACAGGCUUUUGGUUUGCCAUGACAUGCAAGGUGGUUACGUGGACGAUAACUGGGUCCAGGGUGGCAAUAAUUCCGGCGCUUAUGCCAUCUGGCACUGGUAUUUGUUCGAUGUUUUUGUUUAUUUUUCUCAUAAAUUGGCCACCUUGCCUCCUCCUUGUUGGACCAAUACUGCUCAUAGGCAUGGGGUUAAGAAUGGGAUGAAGGGAAAGCAAUUUGCAAGGAACUGCUUUCGACAAAGGAGUCUACUCACAAGUAUACUGAACGCUUGGCAGAGCUUGCUGUUGCUUUAGGCUUUGAUGGAUGGCUGGUUUAUGUUACACAUUUAUCAAGCUCAUCACAUACACACACACAAUGUUACAGAAAAACAUGCUAAGUUUUAAG
Molecule: messenger RNA, 700 nt
Organism: Hibiscus syriacus
Lineage: Eukaryota; Viridiplantae; Streptophyta; Magnoliopsida; Malvales; Malvaceae
Product: cytosolic endo-beta-N-acetylglucosaminidase 1-like
Exons: 2
Coding region: 1-609 (202 amino acids)
Biological process (GO): protein deglycosylation
Cellular component (GO): cytoplasm
Molecular function (GO): mannosyl-glycoprotein endo-beta-N-acetylglucosaminidase activity
Source: RefSeq, a predicted model, not a curated record